ACAGCUCUGAGAAGAUAAACAUAAGUGAACAUAACCUCAACUCUCGCUUAUCAAUGAAGUGCCCUAAAAUGCGUGUUUGACGAUUUUCCAUAUCAAUUGAUCAUAAAAUGACCGGAAUAAUCUUAAACAAACCAUGUGGUCGACGGCUUUCAUCCGCUUCAUAAGACGGCGCAUUAUUUUAGGCUUAAUUCUCACGAUUUCAUUACUGUAUUGCAUCUUAAGCUAUGUGAGCAAGAGCGAUUUCCUGGACAGUGAUGAAGUUGUUCCAAUUCGGCGAACGCAGCCCUUCAUCUGGCGCACCCUUCAACAACACAAUUCGACCAAUGAUGCUGAAACUUGCCGCAAUUCUGUACAGGGAAAAGUGUUGAUAGUCGAUGACAGGGGUUUCGUGUGUCCUCGACACGAGAUUUUACCUUCGGGGUGUUGCAAUGAUACACCGCAAACCAGUCCACAAUACUCCUGUGAGACGUGCAAAAUUAACAAUUGUUGUGCUAUAUACGAAUUUUGCAUAUCUUGUUGCUUGCACCCUGAUAAGAAAGAUAUGUUGGAGAAUGUUUUGGGUAAAGCCACUGAGCAGAAUAAUGUGUUGUUUGCUUCAGUUACUGAUCAUUUUGAGCUGUGCUUAGCUAAGUGUCGGACAAACUCGCAAAGUGUGCAACAUGAGAAUUCUUAUAAGGAUCCUAAAGCGAAACAUUGUUAUGGGGAGCUGGCGCCUGGAACACAUAGCAUUGAAAAUGAAGUGUAGUAUGUUUCAAAGUUUACUAAAACACUAAUUUUUGCUUCAUAUUAUUUGUGAUAAUUAUUAGUAUAAUAAAAAUUUUAUUUCGAUUAUAAA
This is a messenger RNA of Zophobas morio, 835 nucleotides long. Its product is annotated as SREBP regulating gene protein. Gene Ontology annotation, biological process: positive regulation of SREBP signaling pathway. The coding region runs from base 134 to 745 and encodes 203 amino acids. NCBI's taxonomy places the organism in Eukaryota, Metazoa, Arthropoda, Insecta, Coleoptera, Tenebrionidae. The record is from RefSeq and is a predicted model, not a curated record. The transcript has 3 exons.